This is a messenger RNA of Syngnathus acus (greater pipefish), 1873 nucleotides long. RefSeq names its product phospholipid phosphatase-related protein type 5-like. The coding region runs from base 196 to 1146 and encodes 316 amino acids. Lineage: Eukaryota; Metazoa; Chordata; Actinopteri; Syngnathiformes; Syngnathidae. Gene Ontology annotation, molecular function: phosphatidate phosphatase activity. Gene Ontology annotation, biological process: signal transduction; phospholipid metabolic process; phospholipid dephosphorylation. The record is from RefSeq and is a predicted model, not a curated record. The transcript has 6 exons.
CCCCCCUCGCUCUUUUUCUCCCCCUCACACAUUGGUUGUAGCUGCAGGAGAGACAGAGCAAAUUAGGGUUGGGGAGCCAUCACGAGAGGGGGCUCGACACGAAAAGCUGAGCAGCCAUGAACUGCUGCCAGAAUGGAGGAGGGGGAUGCUGGGUUAGAAGAGCGAGGGAAAUAGAAAUCUUUGGAAAUUAAAUGUAUGUCAUUUUCAAUUUGCAUCAUGUUGUACUUUCAGUUGGUGAUCAUGGCUGGGACUGUCAUGCUGGCUUAUUACUUUGAAUACACUGAUACGUUCAGUGUGCAUGUGCAGGGAUUCUUUUGCUACGAUACUACCUACACUAAACCCUACCUUGGACCGGAGGAUCACAGCGCCAUCCCGCCCAUCCUGCUUUAUGCCGUAGUAGCGGUGUUGCCAACGUUACUGAUCACAAUAACAGAGACGGUGCUAUUUCUGGUCCAAUAUACAUCAAAAGAGUUUGACAAUUCAGAGAAGACUGUUGCCACAGGAGACUGCUGUUAUCUCAACCCUCUAGUGCGCAGGACAUUUCGUUUCCUUGGAGUUUACACUUUUGGCCUCUUCACUGUUGACAUCUUUGUCAACGCAGGCCAAGUAGUGACGGGAAACCUGGCGCCUUAUUUCAUGACCAUCUGUAAACCAAACUACACAGCGCUGGGUUGCCAUCAGGCCCUCCGCUAUAUCAACCAUCAGGAGGCCUGCACAGGAAACCAGAAUGACAUCCUGCAUGCCCGAAAAACAUUCCCUUCCAAGGAGGCUGCUCUCAGCAUAUAUGCAGCACUCUACUUGGCUAUGUACGUGACGUGCACGGUUCAGGUAAAAGGCACUCGUCUUGCCAAACCGGUUUUGUCCCUCGCCCUUAUGUGUCUGGCCUUCAUCACGGGAUUAAAUCGCAUAGCGGAAUACCGUAACCACUGGUCAGAUGUCAUCGCUGGCUUCUUGAUUGGCACUGCCAUCGCCACGUUCUUAGUGGUGUGCGUGGUUCAUUUUUUCAAAGGGAAGUUGCUACUGAAUGAUGACACACCGAUAGAAUUGCAAGCGCACACGACAAUUCUGGGCAUAGGCCAAGUCGAGAGUCCUCUGGAGAAGUACAUCGCCUCACAGAAUCACAUCACAUUUGCUGAGGUCACAUGACAUGGAGUCAGCGGUGUAGCAGAUGCAUAGGACAAGCCCCCCGUUUCGCAAUCCGAUUAGCCCAAGUGCAGCUGUAUACCCCAACAUCCUCGCUGUGUCUGGUUUCUGUACAUAUUUUUGGAAUUCUAUGAAGCUUUCAUCUCAACAAAACAAAUAAACAGAAGCGGUAAGGUCUUCAUCUAUGCAUUAAUUAUACUCUGUCUAUACCAGAUUCUCACCUCCCAAAUGCAGGUGGCUAAAAUAAUAAUAAUAAAAAGUAUUCUUGACAGGAUCGUGUAUUUUUAAUGGGUCCUAAUGGAUCAUCAAUAUUUGAAGCUUUUUACUUUCCUUCAAUGGCAACGUCGCCAAUAUCAGGUUGAUCAAUGAAAGCAAAUGGUGUCAAGAAAAACAAAAUGGGCUCAGGUUGAAGUAGAAAUAUAUAGAAUUAAUUAAGGCACAAGCGGCAUAGUGAGAGCUACACAAAUCCUCAUUCUAGGAGGAUAUUAAAAUCAUUAGCAAGAUCAUUUGCAAAAGAUAAUCCAGAUAAUCACUUACAAUCAUAUUAAUUUUCAUAAUUGACUUUUACUGUAUAAUGUCACAAUCCAAGUAAGGUGGCCACAGUGGUGGCAAGAUGAAAUCUCAGGAAACUAAUACCAAAAAUAUUGCUUUAUAAUAAAUGAGAAUAAAACUUCCAAGAAAACCCAACAUGAUCAAAUGUGUUUCCAAAGACUUUUCUAAUCAUUUGGGG